AAAGAAUUUGAGGUAACACACCCUCUUCCGGCCAACUCAUCUGAACUCUGCUGUUAGUUCAAAUGUGUCACUUUAUGCCAACCAGUCAAAUAAAUUGCUUCACUUUAAAAUAGACUGAAGUUCAAGCGUGAAGACAACAGCAAACAUGGUGUUGCAGACGAUGAUUGUUCGUGUCGCCGACAGUCUGCCACUUGCUGCAUCUAUGCAAGAAGACGAGCAGUCUGGCCGAGACUUACAGAAGUAUCAGAGUCAAGCCAAGCAGCUUUGCCGAAAACUCAACGAACAGAGUCCUGCACGCUGCACUUUAGAGGCCGGUGCCAUGAGCUUCCACUAUGUGAUUGAGAAAGGAGUGUGUUACUUGGCUUUAUGUGAAGCAGCUUUCCCCAAGAAACUAGUGUUUGGCUAUCUGGAGGAGCUGGAGAGAGAAUUCAGUGACCAAUACGGGGCAAAGGUCCUGUCAGUGUCACGGCCGUACUUUUUUAUCGAAUUCGACACGUACAUUCAGAAAACCAAAAAGUUAUACAUCGACGGCAGAGCACGAAGAAAUCUGGGCAGCGUCAAUUCAGAGUUACACGAUGUCCAGAGGAUCAUGGUCGCUAAUAUAGAGGAAGUGCUUCAGCGUGGAGAAGCCUUAUCUGCCUUGGAUUCCAAAGCUAGUAACCUGUCCAGCCUGUCUAAGAAGUACCGCAGUGAUGCCAAAUAUCUCAACACACGCUCCACCUAUGCUAAAGUGGCCGCCGGCGCUGUCAUUUUCAUCACACUCAUUGUGUAUGUGCGCUUCUGGUGGCUGUGAAUACAUGACAAAUUCAGGCAGAGAUUCUCAGGGCCUCACUCACAAAAAUGUUUCGGACACCAAAGAGUCUGUUCCGGCCUUAAAGUCCUUUCUGUUUGAGACACUGAAUGUAGCUUUUGUCAAGGUCAUAACGAUGCUGUUGUCUUUUUACAGUUGUACCUUGCUUUAUUUAUAAUCAGUGGAAGGUGUUAAUGAUGUACUUGUUACCUUGUAUGUCUUCAGUAUGUUCAUAACAGAGCUAUGCAAAGUA
Messenger RNA from Rhinichthys klamathensis goyatoka, 1043 nucleotides. It is a transcript of the gene sec22ba, whose product is annotated as SEC22 homolog B, vesicle trafficking protein a. NCBI's taxonomy places the organism in Eukaryota, Metazoa, Chordata, Actinopteri, Cypriniformes, Leuciscidae. The transcript has 5 exons. Gene Ontology annotation, molecular function: SNAP receptor activity. Gene Ontology annotation, biological process: vesicle fusion with Golgi apparatus; retrograde vesicle-mediated transport, Golgi to endoplasmic reticulum; endoplasmic reticulum to Golgi vesicle-mediated transport. The record is from RefSeq and is a predicted model, not a curated record. Bases 146 to 793 code for a protein of 215 amino acids. Gene Ontology annotation, cellular component: SNARE complex; endoplasmic reticulum-Golgi intermediate compartment; Golgi membrane.